UAACAGAUAACUCCGUCAGGGCUGCUCUAACCACAUGUCUCCGAUAUUUUUGGACAAUAAAAUGCAUCAACUGGUACUUACUGUUGGAUCCCGACUUUGAUAGAUGUUGAUUUCGGUAAAGAAAAGUCUGAUAUAGUGCUUGUUUGACCCGCACCUUGUUGAAGUUUAUCAGCUCCAACAAGCUCUACAUUGAAUCGUUAGGUUUCUGACAAAAGGGCAGAAGGGAUUAUAGUGAGGGGUGAGGCAUGAAAGAAGAGAGUGGGAGAUCAAUGGACAUUAGUAUAAAGGAUUUGUCUAAGCAGCUUGAAGAUUUUGCAAAGGUUAGAGACUGGGAGAAGUACCACAGCCCUAGAAAUUUACUGCUUGCUAUGGUGGGUGAGGUGGGAGAACUGUCAGAAAUAUUCCAGUGGAGAGGGGAAGUGGAGAAAGGAUUGCCAAAUUGGGAGGAAUCAGACAGAGAGCAUCUUGGGGAAGAACUGUCUGAUGUGCUUCUUUACCUCAUCAGGUUGGCUGAUAUCUGUGGCAUUGAUCUUGCCAAUGCUGCCACCAAAAAAAUCAUCAAGAAUUCCAUCAAGUACCCACCACCCCCACCCCCCAACAACCUCUAACUUUCUUGCCAAUGCUUUUCUUUUUCUUAGGUGUCGUAAUUUACGUUAGACUAAUAGUGUUUCUGUCCAAGAGUCGUUGAAGGACGAGUCACCCCCACUCUGCGAUCAAGGGGUCUUUAUUAUCUUAUUUGAACAGUCAAGAUCUUGCAAUUGGAACAAGAGUUUAAGGUGGUCACUUGAACCUGAAUUAGCCCGUGGGCCAUGUCUACAAGAUUUUUCUAGGUUUUUCUAGGUUUUUGUCCAUCAUCACCACUGAGAAUCUUUCAUCUUUAUGUCAUCAUUAUGAAAAUUAAAGUAUGUAUGUCCUAGUGCUUUUCUUGGUGUACUCAAAUAUAUUCAUGAAAUAAAUUCUC
Messenger RNA from Ipomoea triloba (trilobed morning glory), 961 nucleotides. RefSeq names its product dCTP pyrophosphatase 1-like. Gene Ontology annotation, molecular function: nucleoside triphosphate diphosphatase activity. Bases 246 to 608 code for a protein of 120 amino acids. The record is from RefSeq and is a predicted model, not a curated record. NCBI's taxonomy places the organism in Eukaryota, Viridiplantae, Streptophyta, Magnoliopsida, Solanales, Convolvulaceae. The transcript is spliced from 4 exons. Gene Ontology annotation, biological process: nucleoside triphosphate catabolic process.